This is a messenger RNA of Papaver somniferum (opium poppy), 2002 nucleotides long. RefSeq names its product L-ascorbate oxidase homolog. Gene Ontology annotation, molecular function: copper ion binding; oxidoreductase activity. The coding region runs from base 130 to 1761 and encodes 543 amino acids. Lineage: Eukaryota; Viridiplantae; Streptophyta; Magnoliopsida; Ranunculales; Papaveraceae. The transcript is spliced from 6 exons. The record is from RefSeq and is a predicted model, not a curated record.
UAUCAUCAACAAAUCAAUCCACCACCACCAUCUACUUCUCUUUCUCUGGUUCCGCAUUGCUUCUAUCUCUUCUUCAUUUGAAUUUUGAGGAAAAUCACUCAAAGAAAUUAGUAUAGAUAUAGUCAUAAAAUGAGAGGAUGCAGAUCAAUGAUGCUGCAGUUACUAGUAGGAGUGUUAGCAUGUUUGGGUGCCGUAAUGGUUGUGGAUGCAGAGGAUCCAUACAGAUACUUCACUUGGGUUGUUACUUAUGGAACCAUUUCCCCUCUUGGCACUUCUCAACAGGGUAUUCUCAUCAAUGGACAGUUCCCUGGUCCUAGACUUGAUAUUGUCACCAACGAUAAUGUUAUCAUCAAUGUCAUUAACAAGAUAGAUCAACCUUUCCUCCUUACAUGGAAUGGGAUCAAGAACAGGAAGUCAUCAUGGCAAGACGGAACCCUGGGAACCAAUUGUCCGAUCCCUCCAGGCCGUAACUUCACAUACCAUGUUCAAGUUAAAGAUCAAAUCGGAACAUUCAUGUAUUUCCCCUCAUUACAAAUGCACAAAGCUUCCGGCGGAUUCGGAGGAAUCAAUAUGUAUACUCGCCCCAAAAUUCCUCUGCCAUUUGCACAACCAGCUGACGAUUUCCAUUUGCUUAUUGGUGACUGGUACAAGGCCGGCCAUAAGGCAUUGCAGAGCACUUUGGACUCGGGCAGAAAACUAGCUUUCCCUGAUGGUUUACUGAUUAACGGGGUACAAAGAGGAAUCAAGUUUACAGGAGAUCCAGGGAAAACGUACAUGAUCAGGUUGUCAAAUGUUGGUUUGUCAACUUCAAUUAACUUUAGGAUUCAAGGUCACAAAAUGAAGUUGGUUGAAAUGGGAGGGUCUCAUACUAUUCAACAGACGUAUGGUUCUCUUGAUGUCCAUGUCGGUCAAUCACUCUCUGUGCUUGUGACGUUAAAUCAACCAGCUAAGGAUUACUUCAUUGUUGCUUCUUCACGAUUUACCUCCCCUGUUCUCACUUCUACCGGAUACCUUACGUAUUCAAACUCCCAAGUAAAAGCUUCAGGUGCUAUGCCAGUUGGUCCUUCUGCUUCCGAUGUUCCCUGGUCUAUGAAUCAAGCUCGAAGCUUCAGAUGCAAUAUGACAGCGAGUGCAGCGAGACCUAACCCUCAAGGGACAUACCAUUAUGGAAGUGAAAAGAUAGUGACGACAUAUAAGUUAUCAAACUCGGAGGCUAGGAUUAAUGGAAAACUACGGUAUGCUAUUAACGGGGUGUCAUAUGUCAACCCUGAUACUCCAUUGAAGUUAGCUGAUUGGUUCAACAUUCCUGGAGUAUUCGACUUAAAAAGUUACAACAAAAAAACUGCUGCUACUCCAGCUAAAUUGGGAACUCCUGUUGUUGCAAAUUUGCUUCAUGAUUUCGUCGAAAUCAUCUUCAGUAACAGAGAAAACACAAUUCAAUCUUGGUAUCUAGCUGGUAAUGACUUCUGGAUCGUAGGAUUUGGACCUCUAAAGUGGACAGCAGCACAAAGGAAACACUACAAUGCAGUGGAUGCUCCAAAAGGUUACACCAUUCAGGUGUACCCCAAGUCAUGGACCGCAAUUUUAGUGUCACUAGACAACAAAGGAAUGUGGGAUUUGAGAUCUCAAAUCUGGCCAAGAAGGUAUUUAGGACAGGAAAUGUAUGUGAAAGUAUGGAACGAUGAGAAGAGUCUCUACACCGAGUACAAUCCUCCUAAAAACGCUCUUCUUUGUGGCAAAGCCAGAGGUCAACACGCCUAGUAUCGUUCAUGUUGUUUUAUAUCAUCUGCUACCGCGAAAUUGAAAGCGGUCGAUUUUUAUUUUUUUUCUUUUAAGUAAUUUUUGUGAUUUUACUUUUGUUGGUCACGAUGGUGUGACUUGCUAAAGUAUGAAGAUUGAAGAAGAACAAAAAGAUAAGUGAAGAAGAGUAAUGGUUUUUGUAUCACUCUGUUUCCAUCUUUAUGGGCUUUAUCUCAUAUUGAUCACUACAGUCUAGUACAAA